GCGGUCUCACAGUUUUAUUGGUCAUUUCAGACUGUUGCACAUGGAAUCCCUGGGUGAAAACGUUUCCACAUAUAUUUUGAACAUUUUGUCCUUUGUUCAGAGUAAGGCGUAGCAGAUAUGGCAUUGUCAACGCAAUCUCAACGUUGCCCUCCAGCGGAGCAUGACGACACAGGCAUCAUCACCACCGUAGAUGCAUCUCACUCCCUCGCUCCGCUUUGGUCACACACCCCUUUCUCUUUUUCCCCUCCUCUGCUCCUGAGUUUCUGGGAAAUCACUGUUGGCUGUCGGAAAGCUCUUCAACAAGUACAAGUGCUGGAGACGGCAGCAGGACCCAUCUGUGGAUUCAAUCCAAGGAGAAUACCUGUCAUUACAUGAAACCUUUUCCUUUUGUUACGCCAAUAACGGAUAUCUGAGUUCCUGGAACCUGCAGAAGGUCUCUGCUAAUCCUGAGAUUCUUGUGGUUGUGGUCUUCAUUGCUUUGUAUGUGCUGAACUCAAGCCCACUCUUUACUUUAAAUGAUUGACUGGCUUUUAAAUUAAGCCACAACAGACAUGACACCUGUUUGCCAUCCUGGUGAAUGACUUCAAUGAAGACUAAUACCUCUUUGGAAGAUUCAAAUUAACUGCAUCCUCCUUUGCUUCCAUUAAGCAAUUGAUUUUUGUGGACUUGGUGGACCUCUCUGCAUGUAAGUCAGUGACGUUUCCUCAGCCUAUCACUGAACUGACCCCCUUCAGAUCCCCGUAGCCCCUGAGCUCUCCGUUACACAACACAAAGCCUCCCAUCCCUCGCUGGACUGCUCCUCCACUCUUGCUGAUCCAGGAUGAGUAACUCACCGGAUGCCAUCUCCCCUGCCGCCGCGCUCAGUGGCGUCCCCGUGUCCAAAGUGGAACUGCGGGUCUCCUGCAAAUUUCUGCUGGACCGGGACACCCUGAACAAGUCCGACCCCUGUGUCAUCCUAAUGGUGCAGACCCAAGGGCAGUGGACAGAGUUUGACCGCUCAGAGGUGAUCAAGAGCAACCUGCACCCGGUCUUCGCCAAGGUUUUGACGCUGGACUACUACUUUGAGGAGGUGCAGAAGCUGCGCUUCGAGGUGUAUGACAUCCACGGAACCCACAGCAUCGGCACCCGUGACGACGACUUCCUCGGAGGAGUGGAAUGCACUCUAGGCCAGAUCGUGGCUCAGAAGAAGAUGGUGAAGCCUUUGCUGUUGAAGUAUGGGAAGUAUGCUGGAAAAUCUACCAUCACAGUUCACGCUGAGGAGAUUUCUGGGAACAAUGGCUACCUGGAGCUCUCGUUCUGCGCCAAGAAGCUGGAUGAUAAGGACCUUUUUAGCAAGUCAGAUCCGUUUUUGGAGAUCUACCGGAUCAACGAUGACGGAACCGAACAGCUGGUCCACAGAACCGAGAUGAUCAAGAACAACCUUAACCCUGUGUGGGAGCCCUUCAAAGUGUCCCUAAUCUCCCUGUGCAGCUGCGACGAGGACAAGAAACUGAAGUUCCUAGUGUGGGAUUAUGACUCCAGGGGUAAGCACGACUUCAUCGGGGAGUUCUACACGUCCUUCAAAGAGAUGCAGAAAAUCGGUGGAGGAAACAAGGUCACAUGGGACUGCAUCAAUCCCAAGUACAAGCUGAAGAAGAAGAACUACAAGAACUCGGGUGUGGUCAUCCUCAGUGACUUGAAGCUUCACAGAGUUUAUACCUUCCUCGACUACAUCAUGGGAGGAUGCCAAAUUCAUUUUACAGUUGCCGUCGAUUUCACGGCAUCUAAUGGUGACCCACGCAAUAGCUGCUCCCUUCACUACAUCAACCCUUACCAGCCAAACGAGUACCUGAAGGCUCUGAUCGCCGUGGGGGAGAUCUGCCAGGACUAUGACAGUGACAAAAGAUUUUCUGCCCUGGGAUUUGGUGCUAGGAUUCCACCCAAUUAUGAGGUAUCACAUGACUUUGCAAUCAAUUUCAACCCAGAGGACGAUGAAUGUGAAGAGAUCCAAGGUGUGGUGGAAGCCUACCAGAACUGCCUGCCCAAAAUCCAGCUUUACGGUCCAACCAACGUGGCGCCCAUCAUCACCAGAAUAGCCAAACUGGCAGCAGGGGAUGAGACCAAAGACGCCUCACGAUAUCACAUCUUGCUGAUCCUUACCGACGGAGUGGUGACAGACAUGGCCGACACACGGGAGGCUAUUGUGCGCGGGUCUUAUCAGCCUUUGUCCAUUAUCAUCGUGGGCGUGGGCAACGCCGACUUCACUGAUAUGCAGAUCCUGGACGGGGAUGACGGGGUCCUGCGCUCUCCCAAGGGCGAGCCUGUCCUCAGGGACAUUGUGCAAUUUGUCCCCUUCAGAGACUUCAAAACGGCCUCACCUGCUGCCCUGGCCAAGUGUGUCCUGGCGGAGGUGCCCAAGCAGGUGGUGGAGUACUACAGCAACAAGGGCAUCUCCCCUAUGUGUCCGGUCAGGAGUGCCCCCAACUCCAUUGCCACCACCCCGGAAUAGCACCUCCAAAUACCACUAAAGCCUAGUGGCGUAUUAUGAGGAGGUGAGACAGAGGAUGGAUGCUCAAGAAGUAAAGAAAACUUCUCUUCUGUUACUUUUUUUGACCUUUUUUGAGCUUUUUUUUCAUACAGCAUUUACACACACACACACACACACACACACACACACACACACUCAUAUACACUCUAAACCUGGAAAGGAAUCUGAACAUGUGGAUCAUUGGUGUUUUGUUCUCUGGAUCCGCUUUCACAGUAUCAGUGCAGGAGCUUCUUUGUUUUGUUGGCUGUCGUGUUUAAAGGUCGUCCCAUGGCUGCCCUCGCAGACUUUGCCCCUCCCCCUCCCCCUGUGUCCACUGGCUCAGCUGCUCCGUGACAGCUAUUGUACAGCGGCUGUUUUUUGUUUUUUUCUAUGACCUUUCUGGACUUUGUAGACUUUAAGCUGCCUGUCUGCUGUAGCUCAAUCUUUUCCUGCCUCCUUCCUCUCUUCUGCUUUCACUCCUUAAUGAGGCCCCAAGCUGCAGAGAUUUUCACUUAAUUCUCCUCAAGGAACGUUUAAAUAAUAGCAAAAUGUAUGAUUAAACAGAAACAGUCUGAGGAACUAUCUAAAUAAUGACUGCAUGUUAAUCCGCUCCUGCAAGAUGCCACUUGUUGCUUUUUUUUUUUUUUUUACAGGAAAGCUCCAUUAAUAUAGUGUGCUUUUUCAAAAGCUUAUUUCACUUCUGAUUCUUAAUUUCAUUUUUUUCCAUUAUAAUUGCCAAACAUUAAUUCAUAUUUCAUGGUAUUACAACUGUGCCUGAGUGCAAACUUCUGUUGAUCUUUACUUUUCUGAAUUUCCAAUACCUUGAGUUCUAAAUGUAGUCUUUUCAAAGGAUGAAAGCUCUUUGAUUUCCACACAAAGGCAAUUAUGGUCCAUUUGCACAGUAGAGUUGCUCUCUAAAUGUCUGUCAACAUUAUAGGAUAAUGCAACGGUUGGACCAUUAAAGCAGGAGCAGAGUGAGUCCAGUAUAUCCUGUACUGUAUUGUGGAUAUACACUAAGAUUUUGUCUCUGUAAGAAAAUUCAUGCCAAUGUUAUUGAGAUGAUAAAACUACAGCAUAUGAUGUAUGUCACUGCCAGUUCAGUUACAGUGUCAAACUACUUAAGGAAAUGGGGAGCAAAAAACACAACCUGAGUCAUAUGAUGUAAUGAACUCAACAGACAGUGUUUACAUAUUUAUACUCACACUGCCUGUAGAGUACAGUUGUGUACAGUUGUACUAUUGUACAAGUUAGAUUUAGAAGAAUAUUUAUUAUUAUUUAUUCAUGUGACUUCUUGAAAUCUUAUUUUUAUGUUUGUUGCAUCAAAUCCUACUCAGACAUACAUGCACCAUUCCUUAGGUCCUAAAGCUUCAGUCUGAAUGCUGGCUAACUUUUAUAAAGGGUCUCUUUUCGUCUUUUGAAGAUGACACCCCAUACAUUUAUUAAAAUCUGGUUGUCACUGCCAUUAGAAAUGUAUUAUUAACUUAAGCCCUCAUGAGUCACACUUUAUCGAGAACCAAGGGCCUCUUGUCGGCCAAGAACUGUAUACUUUGCCCAGAUGACCCAGUGUCUUCAUGCUGACUUCAAACAAUGAAUGUUUCUGUACCUCUCUGAGUUGGUCCAAGUUCCUUUAAAAUUAUAUUUUAGGGAUGUGAGAACAGGAUAAGGCACUGGCUUCAGUGAGAGGAGAAAUGGACAGGAUGUUAACUUGAACUUCUUUGUAUAGAAUAACACUGGAGUAGAUGUGCUCUUGAAGAAUAGUGAAUCACGUUCUCCAUGUUGACUGAAGUAAAUGGGAAAUUAUCUAUGAAUGUUUGCUAUGACUUAUUCGUUAAUUUCAGCUGCAUGAAAAAAACCAAUCAUAUAUUUCCUCCAGAAAUGAUUAAGUCUAAGAACCAUUCUUGUAACUGAAAUGGUAAAUGCAAGCAGUGUGCCUCCUCCUCUCUCUAUCUCUCUCUCCUUCUCUCUCUCUCCACCUAUUAUCGGUGUGUUUCUCAAUGUGUCCUUGAAAGGACUUUAUAGCAGCAUCUCUCUCUGAAGUCUCCCCCCUGCUGUUGCCUCCUGUUGGCCCUUACAGAUGUGCGCUGCCUACAGGAAGAGAACACUGCACAUUUAGAUGAACAACGGUGUUUUUUUUUGGCGGUUUCUUAACAAUUCACGUCCACAUGACAACGUUUUGAGAAGAGUCACAGGCCUGUGCCUGACUCUAAUACACAGCCGACCAGCCACAGAACCUACAGGACCUACUAACGAGACACCUGGAGGAAAACUCCAAAUGGAUGAGAGGACUUAUCCCAACCCCUCCCUCCGCCCCCUUUAUGAAAAAUUUAAAUGAAAAAAGAUGAAAGGAUUUAUGUUUACCUUAACUGACAUGAGUGUUGAGUACUAUCUGAGGAUCUUGUGAUCAAACUUGUGACCUGGUUCAGGCAUGGGGGGUUUUGAGAUGAGCCAGUGAACUGUGCAAAAUGUUUAAUGGGGGUUUGGUAUUUUUCCAUCACGGAAGUUUACUGCAUGUUUAAUUCUGUGGUAACCAUGUGUUUUCAGUCUUUUGGAGUAUUACCUGCAACAGUUUCAGCCUGCCUCUUAACCAAACCCUGUCCUAGUGUGUGCUUUUUACCCUGCAUUUGGAUCAAUAAAUCUCUAACCUCUCGAA
Clupea harengus (Atlantic herring) is the source of this 5156-nucleotide messenger RNA. RefSeq names its product copine 7 (gene cpne7). Gene Ontology annotation, molecular function: calcium-dependent phospholipid binding. Gene Ontology annotation, biological process: cellular response to calcium ion. The record is from RefSeq and is a predicted model, not a curated record. Lineage: Eukaryota; Metazoa; Chordata; Actinopteri; Clupeiformes; Clupeidae. Gene Ontology annotation, cellular component: plasma membrane.